Molecule: messenger RNA, 1881 nt
Organism: Echinostoma caproni
Lineage: Eukaryota; Metazoa; Platyhelminthes; Trematoda; Plagiorchiida; Echinostomatidae
Source: the annotation of a GenBank genome assembly
AUGGUUAAUAACCCCUCGGACGUUCGUCUUUGGGAUUUCGUCAGAUCUCCGACGGUCGAUCCAAAUGCUGUGUUGCAUAUGAAUCCAACCUGUCCGGUCCCGUGGACUGCGGUGGAGGACAAGCAUCAAUACGCGGAUCAAGCACUCUCAUCAGUGAUUCUGUUACCCGACCGAAAUCGCACUUUCGCUGCGCACUUUGUCCGUUCACACAACCCUUCGCCAUCCGCUGAAUACCGUCUACUAUCUAUUAUUUACAGUGCAUCAAAAGCUGAUCGUGUCUAUCGUCAUUUCACGCGAGCCCAUUCUACCACACCUCAAAAUGACGCAUUUCAACCAACUUCGGUAUCAGAUAUCGCACGCGAAAGACUUCCAAGCGAAAUCGCAGAAAACUUGAAUCACAAGUCCCCUUCGAAUGCAUUCCAACCUCGCCUGUCACCCGUGAAAGAUGUCGUAGAUCCACUAUAUCUUGUUCCUCCCCGUUGUGAUGCUUCCUCGAAAGGAACAACAGAAGGUUCUGCUCUAUCCCCACAGGCAGUGUGCAAUUCCCCCUCGGUACCCCCUACACUCAGCUCAUGCAGAACCGGGUUGGAACAAAACACAAAUGGUGCUACAUCAUCAGGUCCCAGUGUUCUUGCCAAAUGUUUGGAAAACUGUUCUCGGAUCCCGCUGUCAACUGUCAGACGCCGCAAACAAGUGUUCAGCUCUAUUCACAGAUACACAGAGGAGUUAUUUGAUGAACAAUCGACCGACCACUUACUGCUCACCGUCUCUCCUGAUUCCUCCUCACCCUCCGAUGAAUCGCAAACUGGCGAACUGUCACCAAGUUCUUCAACCUUACGGCCUCUGUUUGUCGAUCUCUCGUCAAAACCAAAUAAGCUACCUAAUACGGAUCAGCGCUCGUCACUCUGUUCAAUCACAGCAGUCACUCCGGUUUCGGAUGGCGUUCCUUCAGCCUCAACAACUCCACAUGAUCGAGUUACGCAGGAAAUGUCGACUACAGAACCGGAAGCGACCGAACAUAUCCCCGCAGCGCCAGAAGCCGUGGUCAGUUCUUUUGCCGAUGGAGACGAGGAUGAUUUGGUGUUCCUUGGUUUUAACCUCGAUGGAAAAAUGGCGUGUCGAAGUCUCAACCGGUCCGCAACCUACAAACUCGGUGAACCACACGCGGAUCGCUCGAAAUCAGGAACCGCGCUCGGAUCGUCCCGUCUUCGUCCCAGACGACGAUCCACGCCAAUCCCAGUCAAUCCGCAAAAAUCCCCCCGUUUGUCAGAGCCAGUAAAACCGGUGAAGUUGGUUUCCACUACCCCGGGAACAAUUCAACCGGCCGAUCGAAUUACAGUUGAUAUUUUCACCGGAGAAGUGUAUGUGGAUAACCGACCGCUUCGUGCCCUUAUUGGUGGGAUGCGACUAACACGCAAUAUACCGUGGCGUGAGGAACCAGCUUUAGGCACUCGUGGCGGUACCCGUCGGGGGCGUGCGGCAGCUCAUUCUGCCCCGACUAGAUUCCAACGGGGUGGAUCCCACGGACGUAAUUCAUGCAUUGGUGAUGUCUUUUCUCGCGACAUGCAAAAUGCAUCUGUAUCAAUAAAGAGAACAGGUCGUGGAAAUUCCAUUUCUCGGGGACGUCGAGGCUCAGCUCUCCUUGCCCGGAAAACUCGUGAUUCAGUGACACGGACACGUGAUCCAUUGCCCGCGUCAAAAGAAGUUGUGGUUGUUCGAGGCCCUGGUAGGCCCCGUGCUCGUUUCGGCCGCAUGCGAGGAUCUUCGCCUGCAAAUUCAUCUCGACCCAACCAAAGUCUGUUGUGUGUAGUCCCUCCCAAUUCCAACAGCUCACCCGCAUCAUCUGAUCUUCUUACCAACACCACUCCAAACGGCAAUUAG